Molecule: messenger RNA, 2954 nt
Organism: Sphaeramia orbicularis (orbiculate cardinalfish)
Lineage: Eukaryota; Metazoa; Chordata; Actinopteri; Kurtiformes; Apogonidae
Product: troponin I, fast skeletal muscle-like
Exons: 6
Coding region: 2159-2677 (172 amino acids)
Biological process (GO): skeletal muscle contraction; cardiac muscle contraction
Cellular component (GO): troponin complex
Source: RefSeq, a predicted model, not a curated record
UGAUAAUUAAAUAAAGAUACAUAAGAUACAUACAAAGAUACAUAGUGUGCACAAAUAUAGUUGUGUGUAAUUCUAUUCUCAGUGGAGUUAAACAGUCUGAUGACCACAGGCAGGAGUGAUUUCCUGUGUCGUUCAGCGGUGCAUUUGGGAAAAUGUGUAAUAUUUGCCCCUGAGAUAGUAGAUGUACAGUAUAAAGCUAUAAAGAUGCAAGAAAUGAGAAUGUCAGACCAGUUACUGUAUCCCAUAUGUCCUCCACUGACUGCAUCUAAUUCAUCUGAGUUGAAUGAAUCGUCGGAGGUGUGACUUGUUCGCCGCUGCUGUGAAAGAAAGCUGAGAGCGUUUACUGUGCCACAGAUUAGCCCUUCCCUGCUGUUGUGUAACAAUUGCUUCGUCUCGUCAUUUGUCCAACUGAGGACGGUGGGAGGGAACCUGAUAGGGUCAGUCCAGCAUCCAGUCCAGUGGGGAGACUUCCUGCACAGAAAUUUAUGAGGUUACUGGGAGAGUUGGUAUUUCUGGAGCCUGCUGGCCGAUUGGUCUGAGGUGGCUCUGCUACCAUAAAGAGGGCUGACAUUUCUGCUGAGUGUGCACUUCACACCCUAUAUACCCUGUUUAAUCUGUACUGUUAGGACUUGGCAGUGUGUCCCCCCCUUCUUCUUCUUCUUCUUCUUCUUCUUUCUCCUCCUCCACUGGCGGUAGCAGCUCUCCUUGCCAAGUUCAGAAGGUGAGAGGCUCGGCUUCAUUCAGCCUGUUAGGAAACAAUAGAGCGGUGUGAUUACCAGGUGGGACUCUGCAGAAGUGGUUUUAAUGAUGGCGGAUUACUUUGAAAGGUGCUACUGUAGGUGUGACCUUUGACCUUCGCUGUGCUCUGAUUUUAAAGCACAUUGGACUUAAUGAAGGACACUGGGGGACAUUCAUCUGUGGUGAAAUGACUGUUUGGAUGUGAAGUAAAACUGAAGCUAAUCUGCUGUGUUGUUUCUAUUGUUCUGUUGAAAUCAGUCACUUCAAUGGGAUUAUAAUUAGAAUUUUUGAUGGACUUUUGGAUUUUCUGUUUAGUUUGGAUGGGGUUUUAAUGCAGUGACACUGUUAAACUCACUGGUUUGGAGUUAAAAUAAUCAAAAUUCAGUAUUUAAAAUUGAAAAGCUGAAAUGUUUUGAUCAACUGACGUAAUAUUCCCAGAAUAUUAACAUUUGCGAUUCAAAAAAAUGUCGUUGCAGAAAGAUCCUAAACUUCAGGAAUUCUUACACACUUGUAUGUCUGUCUGUCUGGUUUGGAUUUGAAAUCCUUAAUACGUAACAUUUGUGGAAACUGCUUGGAAUUUCUUAAUAGUUUCACACUUUUCUGAUUCCUUAAAGAAAAUCUAAUUUCCUACUAAUCAGGAGAUAAUGGGAAUGUUUUGGAAUAAAGUAUCAUCAAAUGUCCUUCAUCUAGUGUUGCUAUUGGCAGCAUUAUUAAACUGUGAAGAUGUUUUUUCACAUGAGCUGCUGUGAGUCAAGUAUAGAAAAAAGUCUAGUUAAGUGAUUUGUUGAGACUUAGAGAGUCAGAAAAUCUGAAGUUGAGUUCUUUAUGUUGUUGUUUUAUUGGUUCUAUUAAAUGAAGCUUUUCUUUUUUGACAGUGGAAGUCUAUUCUUUUAGGUUUUUGAUCGAAUUCCUUGAUUUUCUUGGUCUCUCAGAGGUCUUUCAUCAGUGAUAAAACCUAUAGUGUUUUAUUACCUCCUGAUUGUUUUAGUUCUGCUCCAAACACAGAAGCUUUUUCUGGACACACCUCAAAGGUUUGCAUGCCUUUGGGAUGUUGAACGUGGUGUUAACAGCCAUAACCACGUGCUAUGUGCCACAUUUGGUUCCUCUGCUGUUGGCAUUUCAUGCUCAGACCUUUGGCUCGCUGUAAGAUGGUAAAUUCCGAGCAGAAUGUCUUCAGAGGGGCCAACUGUUCUGUGUGGAGGCCUUGGCAGCUGACCCCACCCAUCCAAAAUUAGCUGGUUUCCAUGAUAGUAAAGCUGAUCAUGUUCCCAGUGGAGGUCAAAGGUCACUGAUUGAUAAGCAAGUGACAUCGGAACGUUAGGACGUAUUCAGUUCUGCUCUGGAGUAAUCUGUGUGCUCAUGUUUAUCUGAUGAGUGUUUUCUGUGUCUGAUCAGGGUGUGAAGACCACAAACAGCCAACAUGUCUGAAGGAAAGAAAAUGACAUCCAGCCGCAGGCAUCAUCUGAAGAGUUUGAUGCUGCAGAUCGCCGCCAACUGGAUCGAACAGGAGAAGAAGGAAAUCGAGGCCGCAAAGGAGGCGUACAUGGCUGAGAACUGCCCUCCACCCGACCUCAGUGGAGACCAGGCCGCCCUCAUGGAACUCUGCAAGAAGAUUCACGCUGCCAUCGACAAGAUCGAUGACACGAGGUACGACGCUGAGGCCAAAGUGCAGAAGACCGACAAGGAGAUUGAGGAUCUGAAGCUGAAGGUGGUGGAGCUGGCCGGAGUGAAGAAGCCCGCCCUGAAGAAAGUCCGUAUGUCCGCUGACGCCAUGCUGCAGGCUCUGCUGGGAGGCAAACACAAGGUGACCAUGGACCUGAGGGCCAACCUGAAGCAGGUCAAGAAGGAGGUCAAAGAGGAGAACACUGAGGCUGUUGGUGACUGGCGUAAGAACAUUGAGGACAAAGCUGACAGGAAGAAGAUGUUCGAGACUUCCUAAGGCUCUUUAGGAUCGGCCGACGAGGAGGAUGACAGGGGAGACAUUUCUGUCCGAGGUCUGAAGUGACUGAAUGUGUCUGUGUGUUGACACACAGAUGAGAGGCGCUUUUUUGUUGUUUUUUGUUUUGGUAGUUUUUGUGAUACCGCGGCCCCCUCAGAAACUGAACUGACAAAAAAGAACAACAUCAUGUUCACAGUUAAAGCAUUGGAUGCAGGAGCAUAUUUUCCAAAAUGUGCAGAUUUCAUGGAACAUUAGACAAUAAAUCUUUUCAAGUAAU